AUGCCUAGGCACGCAUUCAGUGCCAUCAAGUGUUGCUUGCAUAUGCUGACAUGCUCUCCAUGGCCAGUAGACCACCAGCUUCGGGCCUCCCACCCACAGCAGCUGCAUCUGGUUAUACACAUGAAAAACACCCAACACCUCAUUCUGGCUGCCAGGCAUGUGAGGAGUGAGUGGGCACAGCCCAUCCCACAAUCACGUGUACAUCACCUAGGCAUGCAUGGGGCCAUGGGCAUGUUUUGCUGGGCACACAGGUAUUUAGGCAUGGCUGGGCGGUUGUUGGGGCAAGGAUCUUAUUCUCAAUAUUUAUGGGUGCUAACCAUGCCCUAA
Volvox carteri f. nagariensis is the source of this 327-nucleotide messenger RNA. RefSeq lists its product as uncharacterized. NCBI's taxonomy places the organism in Eukaryota, Viridiplantae, Chlorophyta, Chlorophyceae, Chlamydomonadales, Volvocaceae. Bases 1 to 327 code for a protein of 108 amino acids. The transcript is spliced from 3 exons. The record is from RefSeq and is a predicted model, not a curated record.